Molecule: messenger RNA, 798 nt
Organism: Didymella exigua CBS 183.55
Lineage: Eukaryota; Fungi; Ascomycota; Dothideomycetes; Pleosporales; Didymellaceae
Product: cytochrome b5
Exons: 3
Coding region: 98-616 (172 amino acids)
Cellular component (GO): membrane; endomembrane system
Source: RefSeq, a predicted model, not a curated record
GAUGGUCUUCCCUACAAAGCUCCAUGAAACCGACCAUCACAGCACUAUGUUCAGCACCAUCCCUUGAUCAUACCGCCACAUCCACUAUCAUUUAAAGAUGGUCGAAGCAACGAUCGAGCCGCCAGCAGCGUAUGCUGCUUCGCCAGUAACGCCUAUCAACCUCGUUCUUCUCUCUGUGUUCGUCUUCAUCGUCUACCUCCGUCUCAAGCCGAAGGCCCCGCCGACCUUGCCGCGCGCUCCGCCGCCGACCGUAUUUCGGACCUUCACCCCGCCAGAGCUGUUCCCCUACAAUGGCCAGAACGGCAUGCCUGUGUACCUUUCAGUACGCGGUCGUAUAUUUGACGUGACAUCUGGGCGCAACUUCUACGGUCCUGGUGGCCCAUACGCCAACUUCGCUGGCCGCGACGCAAGUCGAGGUCUAGCAUGUGGUAGCUUUGACGACGACAUGCUGACGAAGGACCUUGACGGACCCCUGGACACUCUCGAGGACUUGGAUGAGGAGCAGAUGGAGGCUAUGCAUGGCUGGGAAUCGAGGUUCAACGAGAAGUACCUCGUUGUUGGCAAGCUGGUUGCCGUGGGCAGCCCGGAGGCAGAGGCUGCUAAGGCGCAGCAGUGAACAAAAUGCGAGUAGCAAACGACCGAUGACGUGGAAUGAGGAAAUUAGCCUGAGACUCGAAGAGGAUAAGUCCCGCAUCACAAAAUUUAUCCGCACACUGGCGUUCAAGAUCAUAUCAGGCAUGGUCUAGAUUGCGGUCAUAGUACUACAGGUAGUAGAGGCUCGUCAGCAUGCAUGGGCAG